GACUCUGGGGCCUGGUCAACAACGCUGGCAUUUCCAUCCCCUCGGGACCCAAUGAGUGGAUGAAGAAACAGGACUUUGCAAGUGUACUAGAUGUGAACCUGUUGGGCUUGAUCGAGGUGACUCUGAGCAUGCUGCCCUUAGUGAGGAAGGCGAGGGGCCGUGUGAUCAACAUCGCCAGUGUCUUGGGCCGAGUGUCUUUGUGUGGUGGUGGUUACUGCAUCUCCAAGUAUGGUGUAGAGGCCUUCUCAGACUCCCUCAGGAGGGAGCUCUCCUACUUUGGGGUGAAGGUGUCUAUUAUAGAGCCUGGUUUCUUCCUGACCGGUGUGACCAGUAGUGCCAGAUUAUCCUCAAAUACCCAGAUGCUGUGGGACCAGACCAGCUCAGAAAUCAGGGAGAUCUAUGGCGAGAAGUACUUGGCAUCCUAUCUGAAAAACCUAAACAAAUUGGACCAGAAGUGCAACAAGGACCUGACUUUGGUGACAGACUGCAUGGAGCACGCUCUGACUGCCUGCCACCCUCGCACCCGAUACUCAGCUGGCUGGGAUGCUAAGCUCUUCUUCAUCCCCUUGAGCUACCUGCCCACCUUUCUUGUGGAUACCCUUCUCUACUGGACUUCCCUGAAGCCUGAGAAAGCCCUCUGAAGUGUUCACCUAUGCGUGUACCUGGGGAGAUGUAUGUAGAGUGUGAGAGAGAGAAUAGUGGAAAUUCGGAGGGUUGAGGGAGAGAAUUUAUUAUUCUGGGGUUUUUAGUCAACACACUUCAUCUCAUUAAGUCUCCUAUGAUAGUACUCAAGACUGAUGAUGACCAAAGGAAUAGGCAAAGAAUUCUGCCAAGGGAUUCAGUUACAAAAGUGCUGGCUGAUGCCAAGUUGA
Mus caroli (Ryukyu mouse) is the source of this 872-nucleotide messenger RNA. The record is from RefSeq and is a predicted model, not a curated record. Lineage: Eukaryota; Metazoa; Chordata; Mammalia; Rodentia; Muridae.